Nicotiana tabacum (common tobacco) is the source of this 360-nucleotide messenger RNA. Lineage: Eukaryota; Viridiplantae; Streptophyta; Magnoliopsida; Solanales; Solanaceae. The record is from the annotation of a RefSeq genome assembly.
AUGAAUCAUUCCACCUGGCAACAGCAAAAGUGGAGUUUGGCACAGGUCAAAGGGGAAAGCAAGGAGGAAUUCCACUUUGGAAAGGAAAAGGGCAGUUCCAAACGAAGGACCCAGUCUCAAGGGGCAAGCUUCCCGGUGUCCAAGUGUCAAGUCCCGAGGGCUUGUGUCCGCCGAAAGCUUCCUUUUUUCUUUUUAGUCUUUCCUUGCAAUGAACCGAAAGGUGAGAGGCAGGGCUCGGUCUCAAGGUUUAAUUUAAAGUCACUAGUCAGUCCAACUGCACGAGUGAAAGGCGAAAGUAAAGAUUACGUGCAACCAGGUGUAACGUGUCAAAGGUCACCGAGUCGUCGUAAAGGGGAAUAG